Molecule: messenger RNA, 858 nt
Organism: Sebastes umbrosus (honeycomb rockfish)
Lineage: Eukaryota; Metazoa; Chordata; Actinopteri; Perciformes; Sebastidae
Product: ubiquitin thioesterase OTUB2-like
Exons: 6
Coding region: 99-785 (228 amino acids)
Biological process (GO): protein K48-linked deubiquitination; negative regulation of double-strand break repair
Cellular component (GO): nucleus
Molecular function (GO): cysteine-type deubiquitinase activity; ubiquitin binding
Source: RefSeq, a predicted model, not a curated record
ACACGUGGUACCUGCAAACAUCCGGUUUCCAGAAAAUGGAAAUAAGGUUGCAACAAUGUUUUGACGCACAGCUUUGACGCACGGAUUCUUGCUACACUAUGGAGGCAGCCGGCAGCCUCGUCUCAUACCGAGAGGACAUUUCUUCGCUGUUUCCUGAGCAAACGCCGGGUGCCAAAUAUAAAGAUUUAAGCAGCCAGUUCUCCACCGUCAGACAAGUGCGUGGAGAUGGGAACUGCUUCUACAGAGCUCUGUGCUUCGCUCACCUGGAGUCAGUCCUGCACAAUGCCAGAGCUUUACAGAGGUUUAAGGAGAAGAUUGUCCAGACCUGUGAGGACUUCUCUUCUGCAGGAUUUGACGAGAGUUCCUUCAAGCACCACCUGAACACAGUGGUUGAUGUUGUGGAGCGGUGCCAGGCUGAUGACCAGGAGGACACGCUGCUCCGGCUCUUCAAUAAGCAGAUGACGUCUGACAGCGUGGUGCAGUAUCUCAGGCUGCUCACUUCAGCACACCUGCAAAACCAGGCGGACUUCUUCUGCAACUUUGUGGAGGCGCCCAAUCUAGUAGUCUACUGUCAUCAAGAAGUGGAGGCCAUGGCGAUGGAGUGUGAUCACGUGGACAUCUUAGCUCUGUCGCAGGCCCUGGAUGUUUGCAUCCACAUCGUCUCCAUGGAGGGCGAUGAAGAGCAGUUGGCUCACCACGUCAUUCCAGAGGGUGCUGAACCUUCCCUGCACCUACUCUACCAAACGUCACAUUAUAACAUUCUCUAUCCGCGACCUCAACACUGACCACAGAUCCACGAGGACUCAACUCAGGAAUAUUGACUUUGGUUGAAUAAAAUCCCAACUGGGUUUUAAGACA